AUGAGUUCAAUUUUAAAAGUUUACAUCGAUAGGCAACCAGAAAUUGAUAAAAAACGUCUUGGUUACAAAGUGGAAAAAACGGUAGCUACGUCUGAGAAUCUUAAGAAAAUCAUUCCUGACGAAGAGCAAGUGUCGGUGGAAAUCACUGGUAACAUUCCCAUUUUGUACGAAAAUUCAGUUCUGGAUAUACCAAAUCUGAACAGACUAGAAUUAUUCGGCGUGGGCUUGGAAGAAAUCAAACCUGGAGCUUUUGGUAAUUUACCACUUUUGGAAACUCUCCUUCUGAGUUGGAAUAAUUUGACACAAAUCAAAACUGAUACUUUUGUCAAUCUAAAUAUAUCCUAUGUGGAUUUGUCAUACAACUCAAUAAUCCUCCUCGAACCAGGAGCUUUCAAGAAUUUCAACGCCGAUCACUUGAAACUUAACAACAACAAACUCACCAAAUUUCCAAGUGCUGUCUUCGACAAUGUCACCCUUGAAAUUUUAAGUUUGUGUGGAAAUUUUCUCCACACUAUCGCACCAAAAGCUUUGUCAACACUUUCAUUGAAAAUAUUGUCUUUGUAUGAUAACAAAUUUGACGAAAUCGAUCCAGAAGUCUUUGACGUACAAGAGUUAAAGUCGCUCGAUUUGGAUUUCAACUCGAUCAAGCUUCUGCGACCCGGCGAUUUGAAAAACUUACCAGAGUUGAACGUAUUGAGGCUUGUCGACAAUAAGUUGGAACAAAUCCCAGACGGUGUUUUCAAUGCCACCAAACUCACUUACUUGGAUCUAUCUGCAAACAAGAUUGCUAAAAUUGGGAGUAAAGCUCUCGAUGACAUGUCAAAGCUUCAAAUAUUGCACAUUGACUUCAAUAAUCUGACCCUAUGGGAUAAUAAUUGGCUGAGUGGGGUAUCACCACCUGUUUCUAUUUCAGUCAGUUUUAAUCAGAUUACUGAGAUUCCAGACGAAGCGUUCAAGAAUUAUCCUCAUGUGGGCAGAAUUGAUCUUCAUAGAAAUUACAUUGGGAGGAUUUCAGCUAAAGCAUUUGAUAAGUUAGAACACGUUGAUUAUUUAGAUUUGACCUAUAACCAGAUUGAUAACUGGAAUCCAGAUUUGUUGGGUGAUGUUAGUGUUGGGACUUUGGAUCUCACUGGCAAUAAGUUAGAGUGUGUUGAAGGAGAUUUGAAGACAAUUUUCAGAAAUGUUGAAUAUACAAUUUUGCGAGAAAAUCCUUGGAGUGAAGAGUGUGUUAAGAAGGUUGAGGAGUUUAUACACAACCAACAAGACAGUACCGGAGGAUUCUAA
Molecule: messenger RNA, 1284 nt
Organism: Zophobas morio
Lineage: Eukaryota; Metazoa; Arthropoda; Insecta; Coleoptera; Tenebrionidae
Product: leucine-rich repeat-containing G-protein coupled receptor 6-like
Exons: 2
Coding region: 1-1284 (427 amino acids)
Cellular component (GO): extracellular matrix
Molecular function (GO): protein binding
Source: RefSeq, a predicted model, not a curated record